Messenger RNA from Aphis gossypii (cotton aphid), 1608 nucleotides. RefSeq lists its product as uncharacterized. The coding region runs from base 306 to 1436 and encodes 376 amino acids. The record is from RefSeq and is a predicted model, not a curated record. NCBI's taxonomy places the organism in Eukaryota, Metazoa, Arthropoda, Insecta, Hemiptera, Aphididae. The transcript is spliced from 6 exons.
CACAUAGCUGCUGCUGUUGGCUGUUGCGUUCUGCGUAUGUAACCGUCUACCGGUUACCGUAUACCGGGCACCGGCGUCUGACGACCGGCUUUGGCGGCAGUUUACUUGAUCUGUGCUUCUAGGGUUUAUACAGUUUACAUAUACACAACACGCUUACAAAUUGUAUCCGUUUUUUGUUUAGCCGUUUAGCAUCAUUUGCUAAGGGGUCGGCCGACCAGCAGUGUCUCUGCAUCGUGCUCGAUCUACCAUUUUUUUUCACCUUUUUCGCGGUUUGGACGCCGCACGGCAAAAUUCAAGGUGGUACGAUGGCAUUUUGUUUUAUAUGCGAUGCAAAAUUAUUUGGAGAACGAACACGUGUAUGUUCAAGCAUUUCACCACACAGUAAUUCACCAUACCCUGAAAAGAUUGGUGAAGUUCUAGGAGAGGAAUUUGUUAUUAUUGUAACUCCUGCUGAUCAUAUGUGCAAGAAAUGCACAUCACUUUUAAACCAUGUAGACAAGCUCGAAAAUGAUUUGAAACUUGUUAAAAAUGCCCUAGUAACUAAUAUACAGAAGAAAUAUGGAUUAGUGCCUGCUGAUCAACCUGUUAAAUCUGUUAACAUUGUUAAUGGGCACUUAAGAACUGAUGACUUAGAGGUUGGACAAAGAAAAGUUCCUAGUGGUUUGACAGUUAGAGAACCUUCCUCUAGUAGUACUCCAUUAAAAACAAAACAUGACCCUUCUAAAAUGAAAAUUUACAAAUGUGGAUUUUGUACAUUCCAAUCUAAAGACCUUGGUCAUGUUCGUUUCCAUAUGCGUUCUCAUAUGAACAAAAAAAAAGAUGGUGAAAAUUCUAAUCAAACUGCUAUGACUAAAACAGUAACCCAGCAACAGCAGCAGCAGCAACAACGAGAGCAACAACAACUACUACCACCACAACCAAAAAAAAGAUUGUAUAGAUGCCAAGUGUGUUCUACAUCUUAUGAUAGCAGAUUUGAUUGCCUUGAACACAUUCAAAAAGAUCAUAACCAACAACCAUCUUCUACAACUGCUGAGGAAAAAGAAUCUGGAGGUACUACAGUAAAUAUACCAGUUUUCCAAACAGAUGCAGUUAAUUCUAUAGAUAACCAACAGGCUGUGGUUAAAAAUGAUGUUGAAAAUCAUGUAGUCAACAAGGAGUCUAUGGACACAAAUAUGUUGUUGAAUGACAAUAUCCCAGCUGAUGACUCUACUGUUAAUAAGCAAGAGGAAACUCAAAAUACUUGCGAAAAUAUGUCUGGACAAAAUGAACUUAUGCAAGUUAGCCAAGAUAUGCCUGUUACAAAUGUAGAUAUGAGUGAUAUGACAAUUGAAGGUGGUGAGACCGGAACAGACCAUUUGGAUAUAGAAUCAAUGUUGGCAGCCAUUCAUAAUGAUGUUGUCUCUUCCCCAAAUGAUGGCAGGGAUACACAAAUCUAAUUAAAGACCUAUAACUGUAUUAUCACUUGAUAAUAAAUUAAAUUGAUGUUUUUUAUACUCAACUUUUAUUGAAAUUAAAUUUUAAAAAAACAGUACAAAUAGUUUAAGUUGUAAUUUUUAUAUUAAGACAUUGAAUUAUUUUGAAAUAAAACAUUAUUCUUGAAAAACGGUA